Messenger RNA from Vigna unguiculata (cowpea), 2428 nucleotides. RefSeq names its product Pentatricopeptide repeat (PPR) superfamily protein (gene PNM1). Gene Ontology annotation, molecular function: mRNA binding; protein binding. Lineage: Eukaryota; Viridiplantae; Streptophyta; Magnoliopsida; Fabales; Fabaceae. The record is from RefSeq and is a predicted model, not a curated record.
AGUUGCUCCUCCUUCCUCAUCCUGCUCUUCUGCAUUUCACAUUCUAAAACCCUAAACAUGUCUCUGCAACUUCGGAGGCUCUUACUCCGUUGUAGUUCCUUUUCAUUGUCAUCUCCUUCUCCGGUUCAUCCCCCUCCUCCUCUCUUUCCCCGGCAUUCCUCAACCCAUUUCCAUUUCAGAACUCUCUUCUCUCCUUCACUCUUUAUAACUAGACAUUUCUCGUCGGAAACCCAAAUCGACCCAAUUGCGCAUAACGUCUCCUCUGAGCUUCUGAAAGAACCGAACUCUGACCCUCUCUCAGUUUCGAAGCGCCUCCACCUCAGCUUUUCCCACAUCACUCCAACCCCCAAUUUGAUUCUACAAACCCUAGACCUCUGCCCCGAAGCUGGCCGCAAUGUUCUAGGUUUCCACCAGUGGCUCUCUUCCAAUCCCCAAUUCACACACACUGACCACACUCUAUCAUAUUUCGUCGACUACUUCGGCCGCCGCAAGGACUUCAAAGCCACGCAUGACCUCCUCUCCACCGCAGCCGCUGUCGGGCCCAAGACCCUUGAAUCGGCGAUCGACCGCCUCGUGCGUGCGGGCCGGCCCAGCCAGGUGGUUCAGUUCUUUGAGAGAAUGGAGAGAGACUACGGGAUGAAGCGUGAUCGCUCUUCGCUGAAGGUAGUCGUUGAGAAGCUGUGUUCGAAGGGCUUCGCGAGUUACGCGGAGAAGAUGGUGAAGGAUUUGGCAAGGGAGUUUUUCCCCGACGAAGCGACGUGUGAUUUGUUGAUCAGCGGCUGGUGCGUGGAUGGGAAGCUCGAGGAAGCUCAGAGGCUCGCCGGUGAGAUGUAUCGUGGAGGAUUUGAGCUUGGUGUAGGGGCUUACAAUGCCAUGCUUGAUUGCGUGUGUAAGCUUUGUCGCGAGAAGGAUCCUUUUCGGUUGGAGUCGGAGGCGGAGAAGGUGCUGGUGGAGAUGGAGUUCCGUGGGGUUCCGAGGAAUGUGGAGACUUUCAAUGUGUUGAUAACGAAUCUGUGUAAGAUUAGGAAGACCGAGGAUGCGUUGAGGUUGUUUCUUAGUAUGGGAGAGUGGGGGUGUUAUCCUAAUGAGUCUACUUUUCUUGUUUUGAUUAGGAGUUUGUAUCAGGCUGCUAGGCUGGAGGAGGGGGAUGAAAUGAUUGAUAGGAUGAGAUCUGCUGGGUAUGGUGAGUUUCUUGACAAGAAGGCUUACUAUCAGUUCCUCAGGAUUUUGUGUGGCAUUGAGAGGAUUGAUCAUGCUUUGAGUGUGUUUGCUAUGAUGAAGGCUGAUGGGUGUGUACCCGGGGUUAAAACUUAUGACUUAUUGAUGGGGAAAUUGGGUGCCCACAAUCGCGUUGAUAGGGCUAAUGCUUUGUUCAAUGAAGCAAAGAGUAGCGGACUGCCUGUGAUUCUUAAAGAUUAUGCUGUUGACCCAAGAUACCUGAAGAAGAAGAGGGUUGUCAAGGUUGUGAAGAAGAGGGAAACCUUGCCUGAGAAAAUGGCUAGGAAGAGAAGCCGCCUGAAACAGAUUCGGUUGAGCUUUGUGAAGAAGCCCAAACGUAUGAUGGGUCGUUAAUGAUCGCAUUUUUUGUACUUCAAAGAUUUUGGAAUACUUUUGCCUAUUUAAUCAUCGUUUUCUGUCUCCUGGUUAGCGUUGCCAUUCAGAGAUAAGUUCUUGUAUGAAAAUGGUUCCUUUUUACGAGAUAGACGACAUGCUUAGAAAUAAUAUUUUGUACUGGCUUUAAGUUGGUUCAGCUGCGGGGAUGAAUGCAGAAUCAGUCUAAGGGUUUAUAAUCAGGUAUUCAUUCGACGUCUGAGAAUGGUACAAUUUAAAUGAGAAAUGAAUGUAACAAUAAUGUGACUACUGAACUUUAGAAGGUCCUAGAUUCACAGAAGGGCAACACGUCAAUUGAAAGAUAAGAUGGUGUCAAUUUAAUUUUGUUUUAGUUGUUGUCUCUUUCCAUUCUUUAUCGUAUUCACAGGCCAGUAUCCAAUGGUUCUGCUGAAGGUUUAUUGCCGAAUUUUCAGCUUUUGAAACUGGAAUAGCUAGCAUAAAGUUUGAACACCUAUCAGAUUGUAACAGCUCACUUUGUAGUUUAUGGAGCAAGAAUAGAAGAUGGGUUAUAGCUAUAAUUAUUCUGCACCAAAUGUUCAAAGAAGAAUCUCGGUGUAGAAUUGGUUGCUGGAGCUUAGGCCACUAGCGGGUAUCAUUGUUGUUAUCAUCCAACUCACUUGCUAAGGCUGUCCUUCCGAUUAGAUUGUGCUGCUGCAAUAUUUUUCAGUUUAUGCUUUGGAUAUAAACUUUCUUUCCUGCUUGGAAUUUUCACUGUGCUUGGUAGUAUCUGACAAUUUGACUUUUGUUUAGUGUGGUGUUGGUAUGAUUUGUAGUAUUUUAUUAGAUUUUAGUUUUCAAUUAUCGGCUUUCUUUGUUA